Messenger RNA from Rhagoletis pomonella (apple maggot), 2723 nucleotides. Its product is annotated as V-type proton ATPase catalytic subunit A. The record is from RefSeq and is a predicted model, not a curated record. Gene Ontology annotation, biological process: ATP metabolic process; proton transmembrane transport. Lineage: Eukaryota; Metazoa; Arthropoda; Insecta; Diptera; Tephritidae. Gene Ontology annotation, cellular component: lysosomal membrane; proton-transporting V-type ATPase, V1 domain. The transcript has 5 exons. The coding region runs from base 123 to 1967 and encodes 614 amino acids. Gene Ontology annotation, molecular function: proton-transporting ATPase activity, rotational mechanism; ATP hydrolysis activity; ATP binding.
AAGUUCGAAACAGAUUUGCUGGCGACGUCGGCGAUUUUCACAGUUGGUCUUGUUCUGCUGGAGAAGUGCAACGUUCGUGUAGUUAUUUCUAUUGAAAAAAUUGAACAUCAAAUAAAGCCAAAAUGUCGAACUUGAAGUGCUUCGAUGAUGAGGAUAGCGAAAGCAAAUAUGGCCGCGUUUUCGCCGUGUCCGGUCCUGUCGUCACAGCCGAACGCAUGGCUGGUUCUGCUAUGUACGAGUUGGUGCGCGUAGGUUACUUCGAAUUGGUAGGUGAGAUUAUUCGUCUGGAAGGUGACAUGGCCACCAUCCAAGUAUACGAAGAAACAUCCGGUGUAACUGUUGGUGAUCCAGUGUUGCGUACAGGCAAACCCUUGUCUGUCGAAUUGGGUCCCGGUAUUAUGGGUAGCAUUUUUGACGGUAUCCAGCGUCCAUUGAAGGACAUUAACGAAUUGACCGAAUCCAUCUAUAUACCCAAGGGUGUGAACGUACCCAGCUUGUCGCGUACGCAAGCAUGGGAAUUCAAUCCUCUCAACGUUAAAGUCGGUUCACACAUCACCGGAGGUGAUCUUUACGGUAUUGUGCACGAAAACACAUUGGUCAAACACAAGAUGAUCGUUAAUCCUCGCACCAAGGGUACUGUACGCUACAUUGCUCCAGCGGGCAAUUACAUUGUUGAUGAUAUUGUUUUGGAAACUGAAUUCGAUGGUGAGAUCACUAAGCAUACUAUGUUGCAAGUGUGGCCUGUGCGUCAGCCACGUCCAGUCACUGAGAAAUUGCCCGCCAACCACCCAUUGUUGACUGGCCAGCGUGUGUUGGACUCGCUUUUCCCUUGUGUACAAGGUGGUACCACCGCCAUUCCCGGAGCUUUCGGUUGUGGCAAAACUGUCAUCUCACAGUCUUUGUCCAAAUACUCCAACUCUGAUGUCAUUGUUUACGUCGGUUGCGGUGAGCGUGGUAACGAGAUGUCUGAAGUAUUGCGUGAUUUCCCCGAAUUGUCUGUUGAAAUUGAUGGUGUCACCGAGUCUAUCAUGAAACGUACCGCUUUGGUCGCUAACACCUCCAACAUGCCUGUCGCUGCUCGUGAAGCUUCUAUUUACACUGGUAUCACACUCUCUGAAUACUUCCGUGAUAUGGGUUACAACGUAUCUAUGAUGGCUGAUUCUACCUCCCGUUGGGCUGAGGCUCUUCGUGAAAUUUCAGGUCGUUUGGCUGAAAUGCCUGCCGAUUCUGGCUACCCAGCCUAUUUGGGUGCACGUCUUGCCUCCUUCUACGAGCGAGCUGGUCGCGUUAAGUGUUUGGGUAAUCCGGAACGCGAAGGCUCGGUGUCUAUUGUCGGUGCUGUAUCGCCCCCUGGUGGUGAUUUCUCCGAUCCUGUCACCUCUGCCACUUUGGGUAUCGUACAAGUGUUCUGGGGUUUGGAUAAGAAAUUGGCCCAACGUAAGCAUUUCCCCUCGAUCAAUUGGUUGAUAUCAUACUCGAAAUACAUGCGUGCUUUGGACGACUUCUAUGAGAAGAACUUUGCGGAAUUCGUGCCAUUGCGUACUAAGGUCAAGGAAAUUCUGCAAGAAGAAGAGGAUCUGUCUGAAAUUGUACAGUUGGUCGGUAAAGCUUCGCUGGCCGAAACCGAUAAGAUUACACUUGAGGUGGCGAAAUUGUUGAAGGAUGAUUUCUUGCAGCAGAACUCCUACUCCUCAUACGAUCGUUUCUGCCCCUUCUACAAAACAGUGGGUAUGUUGAGAAACAUAAUUACCUUCUACGACUUGGCCCGCCACUCUGUCGAAUCGACGGCGCAGUCCGAGAACAAGAUCACAUGGAACGUUAUCCGCGAAGCUAUGGGCAACAUUAUGUACCAGCUGUCCUCAAUGAAAUUCAAGGAUCCCGUGAAAGAUGGUGAGGCCAAGAUCAAGGCCGAUUUCGAACAGCUGUAUGAAGAUCUGAACCAAGCCUUCAGAAAUUUGGAGGAUUAGGCUUCUUAAGCCAUUCUACACAAAUUUGCUUUAAUUUUAAAUUAAAACUUAAAGACAAGGAGCCUAUCAUAAUGUUAUAUAGAUUAAUUAAUCGAAAAUCGUGUAAAUGUGUCAUUCCAAACAGUAAUGAAGCAGCAUCAAAAGUGGCACAAAAUAUUCCUUUAUAAAAACAAAAUCAUGCAUUCCACAUUUUAUGUGUUAAAAAAAGCAGAAUUAAAACGCUAGCUAUACCAUCGUUUUUCGAUGAAAAUGUAAAACCCAAAAACAUUCCCAACACGUUGGUGUUUAUACAGUAUAUUAAGUGAAAAAUAAAUUGUUAAUUCCAGGCAACAAAGUUAAAAUACACACGAACGUCCUAAUAUGUACUUGUAAUAUUAUUGUUAACAUUUGUAUUUCUUUUUUGGAAUAUGUACUAUGUGCAUUUAUUGUUUACACGCACACUUAUAUACAAGCAGAAGAUAUACAAGUAUAAUGGAUAUUUGUUACCCGCAAAAAUGCACAUUCGAUUUACAGUAUACAUAUAAAUGCUAAACAAGCGGAUUAAAUACCAGCUUACAUACACAUAUUUGCAUACCCGUAGUAUUAUUUGUUUAAAUGAAUUUCUUGUUUGUCAAAAUCUAAAUGUAUUGUUUUCGCUGCUAAAAGCUUACGUUUCGUUUGUUGAAUGUAAUGUAAAUAAUUUACCUUAUUGAAAAUGUAUUGUGAAAAGUGCAUUCUAAAAUAAAAACUUGCAGCCUCUAGCUAUAUUUUACAGUA